CGGGAUUGCGAGCGGUGCCCCUGCCCCCGCCCCCGCGCUCCGGGCCAGGGACACCCUAACUCCUUCUCGCAAGUGCAGGCCUCACCGAGCGCGGCCGGGGACCUGGAAUCGCGACUGCAGAGCCCACCCGGGACUCACUGGCCCAGCCCUUCCUGCAGGCCCGGGGCACCCCUUGGGGUUCGCUCAUCCUUCAAUGGUCACGGGCGCUGCUGUCUGCGCAGUCAACUGGAGAGAAGGGCUGUGGCCAUCAUCAAAAUGCAAUGACAAAGCCUUUCAAGCACUGCACUUGGACUGUGCACCGUGCCACACUUUCACCCAUGAUCUCGUUUAGUCAUCACAACAGUCAAGUGAAGUAGGUAUGAUUAUUAUCCCCAUUUUACAGAAGCCAGAACUGAGGUUCAGAGAAGUUAAAGACCUUGUCCCAGGACACACAGCUAGUAAAUGUCCACCAUUUAGGAUUCCAAUUCAGAUUUGUCAGCUCUCAAAGCCCAUGAUUUGAAACCACUAGGAAAGUUUGCAAAACCCCUAAUAGCAGCCCAGCACGAUAGAAAAAUGUAAAGGGAUCGUCUUUUCCAUUUGAUAGCAGCUGCAUGCUCUGGCCUCCAUGCUGGGCUCUGUAGACUCCCCCAUGGGUCUCCUCUCGUCUCUCACAUAGGUGGAGUCCCACAGACCUGGUGCAAAUUCUGCCUCACCACCAGGGCUUGUGUGACUUUGGACCAGGCAUAUUGCUUUUUUGAGCCUAUACUUGGCCCAGAAUUCUCAGCAGGCUACUCUAUGGAAUUGGAAGGAAAAUGCUGCCCAGCCCACAGUGGGUGCACCAGGAGCCAUAGUUCCCCCACAGCAAUGGAUCUGCCUCCCACUUGGCCUCUAAGAGCGACUCCCUGUGGCCUUGUAUUUAUUUAGAGCUUUGUUCUCCUCAGGGCCAGGAAGUGGUGUUGCCUGUCUCGGGUAUGUGGCCACCCAUGACUUCCUGAAUGGGGCCAUGGGAGGAGGGCCCUGAGCAGUAUAUGGUUCUGAAGCCUUGGACUUAAAAGGAGGGCAGAGCCCUGUGUUUUCAUGGUGACUGAUGAGGAAUGCCCGGGCAGGGCUGGGCCAGCAGCCUCUGAUUGCCCUUCCUGCCUCUGAUUGCCUUGGCCACAGGGUCCCAGAAUCUUAGAGCACAGAGGAACCUUGGAGACCACCUGUUACAUCUCCAUGUUUUUACAGAUGGGGUAACCGAGGCCCACUGUGAGGAAGUGAUUUUUACCUAAGACACUGGAUACCACAGAGUUAAAACGCCUGGAACUUGCAUUUUUGGACCUGACACCAGGACCCUGGGGAUUUCCACCAAGCAGUGAGCUUGGAAUUCCAGGCUGCUUGCAGGUCCCAGGGAAUACACACAAGUCCCCCCAUCUGUGACUCUCUCUGCCGAUGUCACCCAGGGAGGAAGUGGAGGAAGCCAGUGGCAGCCUGGUGUUCUCUGGCAGGGGAACUCAGACUGUGGUUCCUGAAAGUCCGUGACACCGCUGUUUUUUCUCUCUGAUUCGUUCUCUUGCUGUCUCUCACUCUAAAGAAUGCCUGGAUACUCCAAGAGCCUUCAGUCAGUAUCCAGGGGGUUUUUUUCACCACAAAGGGUAAUUCCUGCCUCAUUCCUACUGUGACUCAGCUGUGACGUUGAACCACACAAGCGAGAAGAUAGUCAUCAGACUCUUCACCAGAGAGAGUGGCCCACACCAGGACUAACCUCUUCAUUCAGCACAGACUCCACGGGGCUGGUCCACUCCACAGAGGAGAUUAGUUGGACCCCCUGGCCAGCGUGGGACCCCAAGAUGGCCUCAGGCUCAGCCAGCAGCCCCCGCCCAGCCCCCGAUGAGAACGAGUUUCCCUUUGGGUGUCCCCCCACCGUCUGCCAGGACGCAUCAGAGCCCAGGGCCCUCUGCUGCACCAUCUGUCUCUCUGAGAACGUGAGGAACGGCGAGGAUCCGAUCUGUGCCAAAUGCAGAGGACAUGACCCCCAGUCUGUAAGCCCAGGAGGCCUUCUGUCUCAGGAGAAGGAUCACCCGGAGGUGGCAGUAGAUGGAGUUGAGUGCCCCUUUGCAGGUGUUGGCUGCUUCUUCAAGGGGAGCUCAAAGUUCAUGCAGGAGCAUGAGGCCACCUCUCAGGCCACCCACCUAAACCUGCUGUUGGGAUUCAUGAAACAGUGGAAAGCCCAGCUGGGCUCUGGCCUGGGGUCCCGGCCCAUAGCCCUGGAACAGAAUCUGUCAGACCUGCAGUUACAGGCGGCCGUGGAGGUGGCUGGGGACCUCGAGGUGGACUGCUACCGGGCACCCUGCUCCGAGAGCCAGGAGGAGCUGGCCCUGCAGCACUUCAUGAAGGAGAAGCUCCUGGCCGACCUGGAGGGGAAGCUGCGCGUGUUUGAGAACAUCGUGGCCGUCCUCAACAAGGAGGUGGAGGCCUCCCACCUGGCCCUGGCCGCCUCCAUCCACCAGAGCCAGCUGGACCGGGAGCACAUCCUGAGCUUGGAACAGAGGGUGGUGGAGUUGCAGCAGACACUGGCCCAGAAAGACGAGGCCCUGGGCAAGCUGGAGCAGAACCUGCGCCUCAUGGAGGAGGCCUCCUUUGAUGGCACCUUCUUGUGGAAGAUCACCAAUGUCACCAGGCGGUGUCAUGAGUCGGCCUGUGGCAGGACCGUCAGCCUCUUCUCCCCAGCUUUCUACACGUCCAAGUACGGCUACAAGUUGUGCCUUCGGCUCUACCUGAAUGGGGAUGGGACGGGAAAGAAGACCCACCUGUCGCUCUUCAUCGUGAUCAUGAAAGGGGAGUAUGAUGCCCUGCUGCCAUGGCCUUUCCGGAACAAGGUCACCUUCAUGCUGCUGGACCAGAACAACCGUGAGCAUGCCAUUGAUGCCUUCCGGCCUGACCUGAACUCUGCGUCCUUCCAGCGGCCCCAGAAUGAGACCAACGUGGCCAGCGGCUGCCCACUCUUCUUCCCCCUCAGCAGACUGCAGUCGCCCAAGCAUGCCUACGUGAAGGACGACACCAUGUUCCUCAAGUGCAUCGUGGAGACAAGUGCUUAGGGCACUCAGGGCGCACCUGCGUCCUCAGGGAGCACCAACCCAGACUGGGGGUCCAGCAAGAUACCAGAGGUCGUGCCCUUGGUGCUCAGAUCCCAGGGCAAGGGAUGGGCUGGGGCUGGCGUGAUCUGAGCAGGGCUGACAGGUGGACUGUGGCGGCCAUCAGCUUAGGGUGGUGGGACCUUGGGCUGGGCCCACAAGGCAGACGGUCCAGAGGAGGUGGAGGCAGGAUUGUUCCCUCUGCACUGACCACACAACACUGGAGGCCCGGGAGCUGCUCCAGCCCUGAAUGUUGAGGUGGACUCGGAUCAAGAUAGGGAGGGAAUGGGGACCAGGCCUGGGGCAUGGAUGGUAGGCUGGAGAUGUAGGACCUGAGCGUGGGAAGGUCCCUGCAGGCCACCAUGGAGAAAUGCAAACAUGCUUGCUGUCUUCUGUCCAGAGUUAGAACCAGGGGGUGGAAGGGACAGGGUGCCAAUGUGAAUUCGGUCUGUCCAGGCAUAGACUGAGUUCCCCAUCAUUGGAGGUAAACCAGCAAAGCCAGAGGCUAUGCUGGGGGUGGGGACAGUUAUCAAAUUGGGGGUUGGAUUUGAAAACCUUCAAGGUUCCUUCCAUCCCAGAAAGUGUCUAAUCCUAGGCCUCUUAGCCCAGGCAAGGCCAGGGGCUCUAGGGAUUCUGGGAACAUCCGGGUUCCUCACUCACCUUCUGUAGCACCAGGUGAGCUGAGCUGGCCCCCAUGGCACCUGCCACCCAGACCUGGCAGUUCAGCUUCCCUACAUGCAGAAGCACACAUAGGUCCUGCCUCCUGUGCCUCCCCAGCCACACUCCCCUUCGCCUCCUCCAGGUAAUGAGCUCUUAGGGGCAUCCAGAAGGAGCGUGAAGAAGCAGAGAGGCAUAAACUCUCCACUGCCUGCCUGGGGGCCCCACUUUCCUGCUUUCCAGAAUCCCAUGUCACCUGGUUAACCAAGGUAUUCACUUCUCUCGUUCACUUCUGGGCCUCUGAGCUACUAGUAGAGGUUGUCCUUUGAAAUCUGUAUAAAAUCAAAGAAAAAAUUUUUUAAGAAA
Molecule: messenger RNA, 4115 nt
Organism: Rhinolophus ferrumequinum (greater horseshoe bat)
Lineage: Eukaryota; Metazoa; Chordata; Mammalia; Chiroptera; Rhinolophidae
Gene: TRAF1
Product: TNF receptor associated factor 1
Exons: 8
Coding region: 1809-3056 (415 amino acids)
Biological process (GO): regulation of apoptotic process; regulation of canonical NF-kappaB signal transduction; protein K63-linked ubiquitination
Cellular component (GO): plasma membrane signaling receptor complex; cytoplasmic side of plasma membrane
Molecular function (GO): zinc ion binding; ubiquitin protein ligase binding; tumor necrosis factor receptor binding
Source: RefSeq, a predicted model, not a curated record